Cylicocyclus nassatus is the source of this 237-nucleotide messenger RNA. The record is from the annotation of a GenBank genome assembly. Lineage: Eukaryota; Metazoa; Nematoda; Chromadorea; Rhabditida; Strongylidae.
AUGCGAACUAUCUGCCUCCUCAUUUUAACCAUUGCAUGUAUUGGCAGUGUUGCCGCCCAAUGGGGAAUGCCAAUGCCCUAUUACGGACCAGUGGGACCAUUUGGUGGUACCCCUUAUGCACGUCUGCGAGCAAUGAUGGGUUAUGGCAUGAUGCCAUACGGCGGCGGCUUUGGAGGUUAUGGUGGAUAUCCUAUGAUGGGCAUGCAUCCGAUGAUGGGCAUGGGCUGGAUGGGCUGA